CACACUCGUCUUACGGGAAUCCCCAUCCAUCGUCAUAUUCUAGCCUUCUUAUCUUGCUUUCUUCUGAUUUCCUCUCAAUCCGACACCCUGGCUACCCUUCGAGCACUCAGGCCCAUCCCUCCCACAUUCCCAGCUCUAUUCCAAAGUACGCCUCGAGUUCACCCGGAAUUUCGUCCUUAUCAGUUCCGUACGGCCGCUACUAAAAUGUCCGCGAAAUUGGAAUGGCUGUGCAUUGUCCCGGACAAGCCCGGGAUGAAUGCGAAGAGAAUCGAGGUUCGGCCAACGCAUUUAGCAAACCUGGGCCCUCUUCUUGAAUCCAAAACUAUCGUGGCUGGAGCAAUGUUCACCGAAGCACACCCCACCGAAGGCUCCACGCCGCAAUUCAAGGGCAGCAUGGUGAUUAUUCAGGCCGGCUCGCUGGAAGAAGUGCGUGGCAUCUUGAGCAAGGAUGUGUACACGCAAAGCGGCGUUUGGGAUUUGGAGAAUACGCAGAUCAUCCCCUAUAAAUCGGCUGUUCGGUUGCCUAUGUGAAGCUGCGCAGAGAUGUGAACUUAGGCGCUAUUGUA
Talaromyces proteolyticus is the source of this 566-nucleotide messenger RNA. RefSeq lists its product as uncharacterized. The coding region runs from base 205 to 531 and encodes 108 amino acids. The record is from RefSeq and is a predicted model, not a curated record. The transcript has 4 exons. Lineage: Eukaryota; Fungi; Ascomycota; Eurotiomycetes; Eurotiales; Trichocomaceae.